Messenger RNA from Tetrahymena thermophila SB210, 1443 nucleotides. RefSeq names its product ubiquitin-like Rad60 SUMO-like protein. The record is from RefSeq and is a predicted model, not a curated record. Lineage: Eukaryota; Ciliophora; Oligohymenophorea; Hymenostomatida; Tetrahymenidae. Gene Ontology annotation, cellular component: BAT3 complex. Gene Ontology annotation, molecular function: misfolded protein binding; polyubiquitin modification-dependent protein binding. The transcript is spliced from 9 exons.
AUGGAAGAGAAAAUAGAAAUUAAACUGAAGCUUUUAGACAAUUCAAUGCAUAAAUUAAAUAUGCGUGCUUCAGACACCAUCAAAUAUUUAAAGGAAGAAGUAGAAUAAGCACUAAAUAUUCCAAUCGAUAAAUAAAGACUCAUAUUCUCUGGUAGAUACCUGCGUGAUGAUUAAACUCUUAAAGAUAAUUAGAUUGAAAAUGGGCACGUAAUUCAUUUAAUUGCAAGACCUAACAUUAAUUCUGAAGAUGAGACUUAAUCCCAAUCUCAUCAAUCAAACCAACCUGACAAUUAAGAUGAAGGGAGCGUUUUAUCUGAUUUAGAAGUCUUGUAGGAUAUUAUUAGGCAAUUUAACCAUAUCUAGCUUGUGUAGUAGAAUUAGAGAAAAAGAUACUUGCAAUAGAGAACAUAAGGCUACAUCUACUUGUAAAAAGAUUAAAUGCAAGAAUCAAUACAGUAAAAUUAAGAGUCUAUUGAGGUGCUAAUGAAUACGAUGAAUAACAAUGAAUCUUAAAUUUAAAAGCAAUAGUAUGUAGAAUCUUUUGAUUUUUCAAAGAGAUAAUUCAAAAUCGGCUAAUGGGUCGAUGUUAAAGAUACUAUCAAUCAAUGGCUUGAAGCAUAAAUCAUUAAAAUUAAUGAGGCUGAAUAAAAAGUAUAUAUCCACUAUAAUGGAUGGGGAACAAGAUGGGAUGAAUGGAUAGACAUAAAAAGUGAUAGAAUUGCCUUAUUUAGGACUCAUACUGUUCAAAGCUAAGGAAGUCUAUCAAUGAGUCCGUACCCUAUAAGUGAUAUAGAUGGAGAUAAAAGCGAAAUACCUGAGAGAUUAAAUUUUGAUGACAUUUUACUUAACACAUGUUCUCUUUUAAAUAAUGUUAAUUCUAAGCUGAUUGAAUUAAAUAGGCAUAAUAACAACGUAAGAUUUUCUAAUGAGAAAUAAGAAGUAGAUUAUUCUACUAAAAUGAGAAAUGUAAUGAGUUCUCAGCUAGCUCCUAUUUUAGAUAGAGCAGGAAGGAUGCUGAUGGACAUAGGAAUGAUGCUUGGGGAUAUAGGCAGCGACACCUAAAAAGUAUAUCAUGAAGAUGAGGAAGAUGAAGAAGAAAAAAGUUAGACAGAUGAUUAAAACGAUUAGUAAAAUAUGCAAGGAAUUGAUAUAUUAAGUAAUAGAAGCAAUAGUAGUUUAGGAAGGUAUAGUAAUAUUUAAAGUGAUAAUAAUUAUUUUCAUAAUGAAAGAGAAGGGAGUUAGACAUCUAAUCUAAAUAGGUAUAGGUUAAGAAAUAAUUAUAGAUUCCAGUAGCCAGUGAUGCUCAAUCCUGGAGAAUUAUAUAAAAUCAAUAAAAUGAAUUCAGAUAGAGUUCACAUUUAAAGAAUUGUUUUCCCAUCUAAUCAAUCUACAAAUAUGUCAUCAAACUUUAACAAUAGUAACUCAUUUAAUUAAUCUGGCUGA